AUGGCGUCGACGCUACAAGGGAGGCGCAAAUGUCGGGAAAUCGCAAAGACAAGGGAGUCGUCACCGGCGAGCAGAGGAGGACAGGGUUUAUCAGGCGAUGACGACGAUGACGAGGAGGAGCCUGAUGACAUUGUUCAUACGUAUAGGGGUGCCGGUGGGAUAUUUGUUAGUACUCAGGAGACUGGUCGUAGUCGGACUUCGAUACAGGAUAGCUGGUUAGUGUCUACGCCGAUGGCCGGCGGUCCAAAGGAUGGAAUCGUCAUUCCUAGCUAUGGUGGUCAUGUCGCAGCUGCAAUUUGGGGUGGUGUGGAGCGAGGUGUUUUGAGAUCGUUCGUGGAGAGAUGGCAGCCAGAUACUAACAUUUUUCAUUUGUCGUUCGGUGAGAUGAUGAUCAUGUUACAUGGCGUGUAUCAUAUCCUUGAAAUCUCUAUAGAUGGUACUAUGGUUUUUACUGUUAUGGACCCCCUACAGUUACGGGUCCUCGAGACGACCUUCAAUGUUGAGAGGCCCCCUGAGAUUUCCGUGGUGGCAUUUAUGUGGGUUUUACUGGGUUCAUCACUCUUUGUGGACAAGAGUGGUAACAUACUUCAUCCCUCCCUCAUCCAUGAGCUUCAGCUUGUCAAUGGUACAUUUGUCACUAGUUCCUACUCAUGGGGCUUUGUUACUUUAGCGUUUUUGUACCAUCAGUUGGGGCAAGCCUCGCGGGCAGAUUGUGAUUCCAUCUCUGGUUGUCUCAUGCUUCUUCAAGAGUGGAUUUAUGAGUAUUUUCCAUGCUUUCGCCCUCAGCAGGGCACUCUGACCAGGGACCCUGGACGUGUGCGUGCAUUGCUAUGGGAUGUUGGUUCGCCAUCGAAGACCUCAGAUCGGCUUUUUGCUUUCCGUGCUUGA
Molecule: messenger RNA, 888 nt
Organism: Chenopodium quinoa (quinoa)
Lineage: Eukaryota; Viridiplantae; Streptophyta; Magnoliopsida; Caryophyllales; Amaranthaceae
Product: protein MAINTENANCE OF MERISTEMS-like
Exons: 4
Coding region: 1-888 (295 amino acids)
Biological process (GO): meristem maintenance; meristem development
Source: RefSeq, a predicted model, not a curated record